Molecule: messenger RNA, 1107 nt
Organism: Cyclocybe aegerita
Lineage: Eukaryota; Fungi; Basidiomycota; Agaricomycetes; Agaricales; Hemipholiotaceae
Source: the annotation of a GenBank genome assembly
AUGGAGACGGCCUCGCCCAGCCUAUGUCGAGCUGGAAAAGGAGACGGUUGUUCGAACAAUCAAAUUCUCUUAGCCGCCCGGCUCUUAAAAAUGCAACAUUUCCGUCCUGUAUCAAGUUCAGUGCGAUUUACCCCUACGGCUGACCGAUUCCGCGUCAUUUCUGUGCUUUAUAGGCCUUUGCGACGCCCCAUGUCAACCCCUAGAGCCCAAAUGUCCACUUCGACUAUACCCACACCCCGCCCAUCGGCUAGUUUGGUGGUCGUCAAUAACCGAAACGAGAUCCUGCUCGUGCACAGGAACCCAAAAGCUAGUUCUUUUGGAGGAAUGCAUGUUUUUCCUGGAGGGAAUCUCGAUACAAAGCAAGAUCAUUCUAUUGCCAUUACUGCGAUUCGGGAAACAUUCGAAGAGUCUGGUCUGUUGCUGGCGUCGUCGACCUCUUCAGCUCCUCUGCCGUCCGACGCGGUAUUGGAUGAGGCCCGACAUGCCAUUCACCAGCAGAACCUGGAGUUCCAGACCUUCCUUCAAAACAACGGGCUUAAGGCGGAUGUUGAUGCUCUGUUGCCUUUUACUCAAUGGAUAACUCCAGUAGGUCCGCCAAAGCGGUUCCACACGCAGUUUUUCGUGGCGUUCCUUCCGGGAGUACCAUCGUCCGGUUUUUCAUCUGGAGCCAAGCAGGAACGUGUCCCUAAGCAUGAUGGAGGACAGGAAGUGAUUGAGGCACGUUUCGUGCAUCCCCAGCAGGCGUUGGACGAGUGUCGUGAACGGAAGAUCAGUCUCAUGCCGCCACAGUACUACAUCCUAUCAACACUGGCAGACGUCUUGGGCGGCUCUUCCAAUACACCGGAUCAGCGCAGGAAGGUCGAGGCCCUCUCUCGGGGUGCCUUUGGACAUAUGGUCAUCAACCCUCGGCGGCUUGCUGAGGACGAGAAUGGACGAACAAUCCUGACGUACGAAGGAGACGAGACCCGGGGAGGGUCGAAAGGUCGGCUUCAUCGGGCACACGCUAUGCUUAAGGGCGGGGCCUCAAGUGACAUCACUUUGAUUCGCAACUUCGAUAUCUUCACCGAGAUUGAGCCCCAGGCUUUUUCGCCACCCUCGAAACUCUGA